AUCAAAACAAGAUCGUGUCAGUUUGCACUUUCGCACAAUGCCGACGUCAACGAACAGGACGACGUCCUCCCUGGCGUUAAUCCACGGCAACAUACUCAUAUAUGCCUUCGCUUUCUGGCUGACGCAGCCUGUGUUGCCAUUCCUGCUGCAAGAGCUAAGCGCCGACAAGCUGCUCUUCUCUCGCUUUCAAACGUUUUGCUCGUUCCUGCAACUCCUCGGUGGUCCGUUAGCCGGUCGAAUCUGCGACACCUUUGGCUUCUCCAUCACCCUCGGUGCGUCCCAAGCCGCGGCCUCGCUCUCGUAUGCACUUCUGGCGGCUUCAACCUCCGUCCCAACUCUGUUCCUCAGCCAACUGCCCACCAUGUUCAUGCAUGCAAUGCACGCCGCUCAAUCGGCCAUGACCAUACUCGCACCAGACAACAUGCGUGCCACUGCAAUGGGGCGAUUGAGUCUGAGCUAUGGAGUCGGUAUGGUCCUCGGCUCGUACGUAGGCGGGGUCGUGUCCGUGGCGUACUCGACCAAACACUCUGCGAUUCUUGCCGCCGUCCUCUCGGCUGCUGUCCUCCCCGUCAACUGGGUCGUUUUCCAUGGCAUAUCCACUGCAACCCCCUCUUCAACAACCAACACAUUGAAAACAACGACGACUUCCCUUGACGUGUUCAAAAUCGUUCAAGUCCUUCGACAGCCACAGGUGUGGGGGACACUGACGACACAAGUGUUGCUGGGGCUAGCUCUGUCGCUUCACCGAAGUACAUUUUCUGACAUCCUCCGCCAGAACCUGUCUCUUGACCCUCAAGGCGUUGGGCUGGUCAUGUCCGUCAGCGGUGUGGUGAGUAUUCUUGCCAACGGCGUGCUGUUGCAGCUAUUCUUGUCGCGAUGGUCUGAACGAAGUGUAGCCCUGGUGGCGUCAGGUUUGAUUGCCCUCAGCUUUGGCGCAUACGCGAAUUUGGAGCUAGGACCCAGCGUUUUGCAGCCCCUGAUGGCCCUCACGGUGCUACUCAGUGGCGCGUCCGCCAUUGCGUAUACAGUCCUAUCCUCCCAAAUGUCGAAAGGAGCCAGCAAGGACGAUCGAGCAACUGCCAUCGGCCUCAGCCACGCCAGUCGCAGUGCGUGUGGCCUCGUUGCACCGACGUUGGGGACAAUGUUGCUCCAUGCUUACGGCUUCCAAGCGUUGGGCUACUUUUGCUCUGCAAUGGCUAGCUGCUCCGUCGUUUACUCGGCUCGUCAGUCGCCCUCCCUUGGCAAAACUAAAAAGGACGACUAACAAGUAGAUUUGGGCACUGACAUGUACUACUAUACGUAUACUGGCUGUCAGGACAUAGCUACCGAUGUGUUGUGCUUGUCCAAGUUUAUGGCAUUGAAGUUGACGUCGUUCGUCUCAUACUUGGAUUCUCACGAUGUAGCGUAAAAAGAUUCAACACGAUGGGAACGCGACGUUCAAUCGAUCGCGCUGCGUGUU
Messenger RNA from Aphanomyces astaci, 1459 nucleotides. RefSeq lists its product as hypothetical. Lineage: Eukaryota; Oomycota; Saprolegniomycetes; Saprolegniales; Verrucalvaceae. The transcript is spliced from 2 exons. Gene Ontology annotation, molecular function: transmembrane transporter activity. The record is from RefSeq and is a predicted model, not a curated record. Gene Ontology annotation, biological process: transmembrane transport. The coding region runs from base 38 to 1264 and encodes 408 amino acids.